AUGUGUCCGCUGUCACGAAUUUGCGAACGAGCCCUCACAUUUGCAUUUGCCUCGUCACUAGCGUCGAUAUCAACAUUUGCUAGAUCUAAGACCGGUACGGAAUUUCUAGCCACGUUAACUAGCGAUAGGGUUACGGAAUCUAGGCAAACAUUUUGCCGUCCCCUGGUUCCCUAUUUGCCCUGGAGCUUCGUUAUAUUCCUCCUUCCCUUCACAUGGCUAGUACUGCACCCCGCGGCUAGCAAACUGGCUAUGUCGUUGCCAUGA
Penicillium canescens is the source of this 264-nucleotide messenger RNA. RefSeq lists its product as uncharacterized. The record is from RefSeq and is a predicted model, not a curated record. Bases 1 to 264 code for a protein of 87 amino acids. The transcript is spliced from 2 exons. NCBI's taxonomy places the organism in Eukaryota, Fungi, Ascomycota, Eurotiomycetes, Eurotiales, Aspergillaceae.